Messenger RNA from Puccinia triticina, 2268 nucleotides. RefSeq lists its product as uncharacterized. NCBI's taxonomy places the organism in Eukaryota, Fungi, Basidiomycota, Pucciniomycetes, Pucciniales, Pucciniaceae. Gene Ontology annotation, molecular function: nucleic acid binding. The transcript has 6 exons. The coding region runs from base 1 to 2268 and encodes 755 amino acids. The record is from RefSeq and is a predicted model, not a curated record.
AUGUCCGACGACUUCUGCCCUACCGAUCCGGCGCUCACCGACCCGGCCCUGGUAGCCCUCGACCAGGCAUUGAUAUCACCCCAGAGAGGCAAUGAAUCUCCUCAAGCAAGCCCGGCAACCUCCUCUCGCAGGCGAGCGGGCUCGUCGAGACGCGGAGCCGGCCCGAAGAAACGUGCCCACACAACACUCAGUCAGAAGGUCAUGAUCAUUAACUUCAUCCAGAAUAAUCCCACCUGGGAUCAAGCCACCGUCGCAAAGCACUUCCAGCACCACGGCUUUCCUACCCUCUCCCAGUCGACCAUCUCAAGGUACAUCAAAGACGAGGAUCGCUACCGCAAUCUCGCACUCGACCCGGGCAACCUGCACGUCAAGAAACAGAAACAAGCGCAAUCGCCUCAGAUCUUGAGCUGUAUGGAGUUUUGGUACUACCAGACUCUCGGUCAGAGCUCGGAUCCAUACUUCAAUCUCAACUUGGAAGCCCAGCGGAAAAAAUGGAAAGAGUUCGAAAACUUGUUGGCGGCGCGCAACAAGAAGCGUCCUGCUUCCUCCAGCAACUUCGAUAGCUUCAAGAACCUUCCCAAAAGAUUCCGACACCCAACCGAGGCAAGGCGUACAGCCCCUAUCGACCUAGCAGCUGAAAAGGAGCGUCUACGCCACAUCACCGAUGCCUAUGAACUCGAAGACAUCCUGGCCAUGGAUGAGAUUUGUCUGGCAUACUCGUGCCCACCGUCUGAACCCAGCUCGCUGUAUUCUAUGCCCAAGUUGACGAUCGCUUUGACUUGCUCGGCCGACGGCUCAUGGAAGGACGACCCGGUCAUCAUCGGCCAGACCCCUAUGCAUGUGGCGUAUCCCUCCGAAGUCACCUCAGACCAGAGUCGAUUCAAGUACUACUGGAACACAAAGGCUGUCAUGACAUGCUCAAUCUGGGAGAAAUAUUUGCUUGACUUAGACACGAAAUGUCGCCAACGUGGACGCAAAGCCCUCCUUCUGGUCAACCUGACCCAUGUCCAUCUGAUUCCUGAUCCCCCACUUGAGAACGUCCAAAUCGAAUUUAUCGACACCGCCAGGAUAUUCGGCUGCCAUCCCUCCACCCCUCCCUGCCAUCCGUUUGCAGCUGGAAUAACGACCUACUUCAAGUGCGAAUACCGUGUUCGGUUUUGUCUUCGGGCUCUAUCUUCUGAUGAAUUCGGUCUGCUUGAUCUCUACAACCUCGAUCAGGCUGCCGCUACUAAAAUUAUCCGAGAUGCAUGGGACUGCACAAUUCCGAAAGCACUUGCCCAGAUCUUCAGACGUUCGGGCAUCAUCUCAAGUCGCUCAGCCGACGAUGAUUCCCAACAUUCGGGAUCGAAAGAAGGAAUGAUUGAAGAUGGAACGCCGGUACCGAACACAGCAAUCGAGACAAUUUUUGCGAGUCUAACGAUGUGCUUGACCCAAUUAACGAUCAAAGUGAUGAACCUGUCGGAGCAAACUGAGUUUGAAAAUCGGGAGCCCACUCCGAUACCGAGUGAAAUCGACAUGAACAUCAACCCCGAACUGACGGCUCAGGCUGCCCAGGUAAUCGGUCUAGCGAGGUCAGAUCGCCAAAGGAAGAACAAGAAGCCUGAAGACCAAAUCGUCACCGCGCACGAGUUCAUUAAUAUCGACUGCAGCCUGCCAACAGAGAUCUAUUGGGAUGAGCAAGACAUCGUCGAACAGAUGACCCGUGAGGGUAAUGGAGCUUGUUGGCCGGUGACCGCGCAUUCGACUUCUUCCAACUCAGUUUCCCCGCAAGGUACCUACAACGGCCAAGAGCCGAGGAUCGCUGGCAGCUCGAAAAAUCGCAAACGGAGUAUUAGUGCGGUCUCUGGGAACGAGCAUGGGGACAUGAACGAACAUGGGGACAUCAUGGUGGGCGAGAAUGUGCCGGUGCCGGCCCGACGACGGCGGACCAGGACGGCCGAGAGCGAGCGCACGCCUCCCCUGCCGACGCCCUCCAACAACAUCUUCGAACAGCCCCAUCAGGACCCGUCCCGGGCCGCCGCCAACGGCAGUCUCAACGGCCACUACGGCCACUACAACGAGCUCUCGAACUUCUCCCACCAAAUCUCUAACGUCGAGUCCCUUCGCUCCUUCUGCGCCGAGCUCCUCGAUAAAAGCCUCACCGACGAAGACAUGGCCGGAAGGAUUCGCUCCUCCGUCGUCCAGGAUUGUAUCCCCAUCCUUACCGAGUUGGAGGACGAGUUUAAGGCCCUAGAGGCUGCUGAUCUCUUAAGACUUGUCUCUGGCUGA